AUUUUUUACAAACAUAACAACAUGUACGUGUGUGCUGUCAAUUAGUCCAAAACAAUAUAUUCCUGGCCAUGCUCCUAGAUAGACAGGAUAAAUAAUCAUUUGUAGUAUUAGACUGACUGGAAUCCUAUUUUUCAUUAUGAAGAGUUACUACAAACCUAUGUUAUUGGCUUGUAUAUUAGGAGCAGUUGUGUUAACAUAUACAAUGAGUAAAUACCAGGAAGUAUUGACAGAGCUACAGACACAAAAGGCAAAAUUUGAUGCACUUGAAAAUAAAGUCAGCCCAGGAAUAAUAGCUCAGUCAGCUUCUCUAGAUGGAAAACAAAGAAUUUCUGUUAGUGGUACAUUUGAAGAGAACAGAAAAGUUCCUGAAAUGCAUAAAGAGUUCAAACCUGAAUCAUUUUAUCAAGAUAAAGCUGCUAUACCUGACUACAAAACUAAAUUACAGACCCUUAUUGAUCAGAAGGUUCCAGCAGAUAAUCCAGACCUGGUGAAUAUCAUACGUAAUCAUUACAUAGAACAACCAUCACAAGAACCAUACAAAUUACUUAACCCAGAGCGAGUUGAUUAUUCACAAGGCCAGACACCAUUUAUUGAUAGCAGACUCAAUUAUAUGGAAGGUGGAUUCUACGUUGAAUGUGGGGCCUUAAAUGGAGAAAAGGGUUCAAAUUCCUUGUUUUUUGAAAGAGUUCGUAAAUGGAACGGUUUGUUGAUAGAAGGUGAUCCUACCAACUAUGCUGAAUUAAAGAAGAUAAAUAGAAAGGCAUUUUCAAUAAAUGCCUGCAUCAGUCCAAGGGCCACACCAUUUAAGGCCAAGUUUCACAAAGCUUUCAACAUGGGACGUGCUAUUCAUGAUGCACAGUCUGAAAAUUGGGUAAAAAGAAAUCAUAAAAAUACAGAUUUGGUAGAAAUGGAAUGUUUCCCAUUAUAUUCUUUGAUGCUAGCAUUGAACAGAACAACCAUUGAUUUCUUCAGUUUAGACGUGGAAGGAGAUGAAGUUAACGUUCUAAAGACAAUACCAUUUGACAAGUUAAAUAUAAAGAUGAUGACAGUAGAAUAUGCACACGGUGGAGCAGGUGGGGCUGAUAUGCAAAGGUUUCUACAGAGUAAAGGUUACGAGGUUAUUCUCAAGGUCUCCAAAGAUAACUGGGGUGUCAACAAUUUAAUCUUUAGAAAGAAAGGUGUAGCUGAUGGUAGUACAAUUUAAGCAGCAAUCUAAAUGAUAAUAUUGUCACAGGAAAACUUUAAGCAGCAAUCUAAAUGAUAAUAUUGUCACAGGAAAACUUUAAGCAGCAAUCUAAAUGAUAAUAUCUUUACACGAAAACUUUCAGGAAUUGAAGAUUUGUUUAACAAUCACAUUUGUAAGAUCUGAGACAAACUAUAAGCAAUUUUAUCAUUUCAAAAGUUUUCCUCAACCUUUCUUAACGUUUUAAAUUUAGCUGAACAGUCAUGUUAUUUCUCUAGUCGGCAAGCAAGAGUCAUUUAAAAGUACAUAGAUCUAAUUAUACACCCGCUUUCAAAAAAGGGGGGUAUACUGUUUUACCUCUGUCUGUCAGUCCGUCGGUCCGUCCCAUGAAUAUUUUUUCGUAGCAUUUUUCUCAGGAACUACAAUACAAGGAUUUCUGAAAUUUGGUUUCAGUGUUUAUCUAAGUCAGCUAUACUGUGUGAUGCGUUUUCAGAUUGAUCACUUGACAACUUCCUGUUUACCGAACACUUGUAUGAUUUUACACAUGAUAGCCAAGUUGAAAAUUUUCGUCACAUUUUUCUCAGGAACUACAAUACAAGGAUUUGUGAAAUUUGGUUUCAGGAUUUAUAUAAGUCAGCUAUACCGUGUGAUGCGUUUUCAGAUUCAUCACUCAACUUUCUGUUUACCGAACACUUGCAUAUUUUUACACUUUUAAUAUUAUCCACUUGCGGCGGGGGUAUCAUCAGUGAGCAGUAGCUCGCAGUUUUACUUGUUACUUGAUCCUUUAUAUUUUAAGAAAUUUAAAAAUGUAGUUGAAAUUUCUCUUGAAGAAUUAUGUUUGCUGUAUUAAAGGUGUUUUUCAAAAAGGUCAAUCUUUUUAAAAAUUACAGGUUACAAUUAAAUGCAUUUACUUGAGAUUGUGUCAAAAUCAUGCCACAUUUCUUAUCAUUUAGUCAAAUUUUCAUUGCGUAAACCAAAGAUCAUAAUAUUAAAGUAUUAUUUGAUAAUAAAGACAUUAAGAAGGGUAUUUUAUCACUGCCAAAAAUACAGCAGAACACAUUAAUUGGUGUAUAUUACAUGUACUAGUAUAAGGAAUAUAAUGAUUUUGACCCAUGUAUUUGAAUGUUCACUGAAACUAGUAUAUAUAUAUAUUUUCUUGAAAUGAAAAAAGUUUUAAUGAAAUUAUAACUUUUAAACUAUUUAUUUAUAAUCUUUAUUAUUUUCCUUUCUUAUGUUUUUUAUCAUAUACAAAAAUCAAAAUACUGUGACAAUAAAAAAAAGGUUGCAGGAAAAAAUUUGGCAAGUUAAUCUGUGUCAACAGUUAAUUUUGUCCUAGUGACCCUGCCUAUGAUAGUAUGGCUGCAUUAUGUUUUCUAGUCUGUGUGUCUGUUGGUCCUUUCUUUCAUUUAUUUAUUCCUCUCCCACAAGUGUUAGGUUAAGAACUGAUGAAAGUUUGGGUUUGGGUAAUUAACCAUGGAGUUUUGUUCAAAUCACAACUUGAACGUUCAUUAUUUUUACUUUUAAAAUUACUAGUAUAAGGAAAAUAAUUAUUUUGACCCAUGUAUUUGAAGGUUCACUGAAUAUGGAAAUGCAAUACUGCUAGAGGGCAUUGCAUCUGAUUGACACAUAAACUUGUCUAUGAAUAUCACCAUAUUAAUCAUUGAGUAUUAUAUAUCAAAUUAAUCAGUGUAAUUAUUUUACUGACUCCAUUCUACAGAUACCAGUGAUUUUUGAAAGAGAAAUACAUGUAAACAUUUUUUAUAUAUUCUAUUUUUGGUUCCCUUGUGGGACUCUUUUUCAAUGUUAUAUUUUGAAUCUCUUUAUUUUAUACUAUUGCUGU
This is a messenger RNA of Mytilus trossulus (common blue mussel), 3023 nucleotides long. RefSeq names its product protein Star-like. The record is from RefSeq and is a predicted model, not a curated record. The transcript is spliced from 4 exons. NCBI's taxonomy places the organism in Eukaryota, Metazoa, Mollusca, Bivalvia, Mytilida, Mytilidae. The coding region runs from base 137 to 1204 and encodes 355 amino acids.